Messenger RNA from Schizosaccharomyces cryophilus OY26, 1559 nucleotides. RefSeq names its product metacaspase Pca1. Bases 185 to 1462 code for a protein of 425 amino acids. The record is from RefSeq and is a predicted model, not a curated record. Gene Ontology annotation, biological process: proteolysis. Lineage: Eukaryota; Fungi; Ascomycota; Schizosaccharomycetes; Schizosaccharomycetales; Schizosaccharomycetaceae. The transcript has 6 exons. Gene Ontology annotation, molecular function: cysteine-type endopeptidase activity.
CUGACAUUAACAUCAAAAUAAACAAUUUUUAUUUCUUGUCUGAAUCUAUAUUAAUUGUUUAAUUAUAACAACUGAAGAAUAUUGUAUGCUUACUAGUAGCUAUGUACUGUAGAAGGCGCAACCAGUUGAUUCUGUUUCGCCCCAGCAAAACUUUUUUCUUUUCAAUCCACACAGCGAAUUCAAUAUGAAUUACGGCUAUAACGGUUAUAAUGGCAACUCAGAAGCGAAUUAUGGUCCUUACGGGCCUCAAUAUCCUGUCAACUCUCAUUCAAAUCGUGGAUAUCCAAAUGUAGGCUAUGAUCCUCCAUCUGUGCCACCUCCUCGCGGUAAUAGACCUAAUAUAGAUGGCUACACGGACCAAGUGCCUACACAAAAUGUAGGACAUAUUGAUAUCGGUGCUAAUCAGCACUAUGGAUAUGCACCUCCUUCAGGACCACCUCCCGCAACUGGAAAUUACGCUUAUAACAACCCAGGCUAUCACGGACCGCAGUUACCUAAUUCACAAUCACAAUCUUAUGGAUUUUCUGGUGGAGGCUCAUUUAGCUAUCAGUACUCUACUUGUCAAGGAAAGCGAAAAGCCUUGUUGAUUGGUAUCAAUUAUGUGCAUACCCCUAAUGAAUUACAAGGAUGUAUUAAUGAUGUCCUAUCCACAGGUGAACUUUUAAAGGAGAGAUAUGGAUAUAAACCUGAAGACAUGGUAAUUAUGACCGACACCGCUCAACAUCCAAGAGCUAUUCCGACUCGUCAAAAUAUGAUUGAUGCCAUGCGAUGGCUCGUAAGCGGCGCUCAACCAAAUGACUCUUUGUUUUUUCAUUAUAGUGGACACGGUGGACAAGCAAAAGACUUGGAUGGCGAUGAAGCUGAUGGAUACGACGAAACGAUUUAUCCCUUAGACCAUGAAGUCUCAGGACAAAUUAUUGAUGAUGAAAUGCAUGAAGUUAUGGUUCGACCUUUACCUGCUGGAUGCCGUUUAACGGCUAUUUUUGACUCCUGUCAUUCUGGAGGUGCUUUAGACCUGCCUUUCACCUAUUCUACUAAAGGUGUACUUAAAGAACCGAAUAUGCUGAAAGAGUCGGGUAUGAAUGUUCUAAACGCUGGCAUGUCGUAUAUGUCUGGCGAUAUUGGAGGUAUUUUCAACAAUGUGAAAAGUGUAUUCCAAAAGGCUUCUGGCGGGUUUAACAAUAGCGCUGUUCAAUAUUCCCGACAGUAUAAGUUUUCACCUGCAGAUGUUAUUUCUAUUUCUGGUUGUAAGGAUAGUCAAACUAGUGCCGAUACAAACGUUAAUGGGUUUUCAACCGGCGCUCUUUCGUAUGCUUUCCGUGAAGUUAUAACUCAAAAUCCUCAAAUUAGCUACCUGGAUAUGCUUCGAGGCGUUCGACAUAUCUUACAAAGCAAGUACUCACAACUUCCUCAAUUAAGUUGUAGCCAUCCUUUAGACAUGAACUUAGUUAUGCUUCUUUAAUUACAAAAGACUUUUCAAUUUUUAUUUUUAUUAUUUGAAAUAGCCAAUUUACAAAUUACCACUAAAUUAGCUUCCUUAAUUUAGAUGUAUCUUAAUG